Messenger RNA from Heterostelium album PN500, 1248 nucleotides. Its product is annotated as seven transmembrane receptor family protein. The transcript is spliced from 4 exons. Gene Ontology annotation, biological process: G protein-coupled receptor signaling pathway; response to pheromone. NCBI's taxonomy places the organism in Eukaryota, Evosea, Eumycetozoa, Acytosteliales, Acytosteliaceae. Bases 1 to 1248 code for a protein of 415 amino acids. The record is from RefSeq and is a predicted model, not a curated record.
AUGAAAGUUCAAAUCAAAUUAUUGAUAUCGGUCGUAUUGUUGGUAACUUUGUUUGCCACCUUCACCGAGGCCAAAUACACCAAAGGUCACUUGAAGACCAGUUCUUCGUGGGCCUAUUUAGAUAAGUUCUGUUUUGGUAACCAUGGUCAGGGACAUUUCACAUUCUCUGGAAAAUCAAGCAGUCCAAACAUUGGAUUAUAUAUUUAUGAUGAUGUUCAAGGAUCAUGGAACUCUGUUUACAAAUCAAGCAAGACUUGUGAUGAAAAGACCAACAUCUCACUUCCAAUCAACCCACAACCAACUUUUGACGGUGAGAAAUAUACCUAUCCAGUAAAUGACUUUAUGCGUCCACAUUAUUGGUAUUUGGUUGCUGCCAACUGUCAAGACGACGACGGUAUCAACUUGGAAUACACUAUCAGUUGGAUCAAUGCUGGUGGCCUUUGGAAAGCUGAAUUCUCAUACGAUGAUCAAGGUCUUGAGGCCAUGUAUCUCGUCUACUUCUGGUUCUUCUUACUCUUGGGUGCAUACAGUUGUUACUCUGCUUGGGUUCUCAUGUCCACCAAAUCAUUCCACCCAAUUGUAAAAUUAUUAACCAUUUCAAUUAUUUUGGAAUUCCUUUCUGUUUUUAUCUUAUUGAUUCACUACGGUGCAUAUUCACAUGAUGGUGUUGGUGCUAAAGGUUUACAAGGUUUCGGUGAACUUUUGGAUUUGGGUGCUCAAUUGACAUUCAUCUUAUUGUUGAUUUUGAUUGCAAAGGGUUGGGCUAUCUCCAGAGUCACCAUCGAUGAGAAGAAGAUCAUUCUCGGUGUUAUGGGUAUUCUCUCAGCACUCUAUUUGAUUAUGUUCAUCUGGUACAAGGCUGGUCAAGACAAGGCAUCGACCGUCUACAUGUACGACACUGUUCCAGGUAUUAUUUUGUUGGUCGUCCGUUCACUCGCCAUGGUUUGGUUCAUGUGGUGCGGUUACAACACCUACAUGGAAGAGAACCACCCAGCCAAGCGUAAGUUCUACACCUACUUUGGAAUUGCAUUCGUCAUUUGGUUCUUGGCUUUGCCAUUCAUCUGUAUCGUUGCAUCGGCCGUCGAUUCAUGGAUUCGUCAAAAGGUCGUUCUCGCUUUCUACGUCACCUUUAACUUCUUGGCAUUGGCCGGUCUCUCCAUCCUUCUCUCGCCAUCGCGUGCCAGCGACUACUUUACCAUCUCUGGUCGUGUAGACACUGCCGGUUCAGUUCCAUAUGAAUCCAUCUAA